Molecule: messenger RNA, 3277 nt
Organism: Armigeres subalbatus
Lineage: Eukaryota; Metazoa; Arthropoda; Insecta; Diptera; Culicidae
Gene: GCS2alpha
Product: neutral alpha-glucosidase AB
Exons: 5
Coding region: 186-2969 (927 amino acids)
Biological process (GO): carbohydrate metabolic process; N-glycan processing
Molecular function (GO): carbohydrate binding; alpha-glucosidase activity
Source: RefSeq, a predicted model, not a curated record
UGUCAGCAAAAUUUACGUGUCGAAAAAAAGUUUUCAUUCUUCAGUCAAUUUUUGCUCCGUUCGCCAGGCAUUAAUGGAAAAUACCGGUAAAUUGCAGUAAUUUCAACUUAUUGUAAGAAAUAAUAGGGUCGGAAACGAUCCUCUCGUGCGGAUCAGUCGCAGAGACAAUCGUUCGCUGGGGAAAAAUGAUUGCUCCCAAGGUAUGGUUCUUUUUUGUCGUGGCGGCAUUUUGUUUGCUCCGUGAGGGAACGAGCGUCGACCGGAACAACUUUAAAACUUGCGAACAAAGCAGUUUCUGUCGGCGCCUCCGAGUCUCCGAGCCAGAAACGAGUAAAUUCCAACUGCUACCGGAAACUCUUCAGACCUAUAAGAAUUACAUCUUAGUGGAUCUUCAGCAUUCAGAGACAAACCACCUCUACGUGUUGAAACUCGGUGCCGUUAAAGGUGGAAUUUUCCACUUCCAAAUCGACGAGAAGAGCCCGCUGAGCGAGCGAUAUCGCGUUGUAGAUGCGCUGGUCAAAGAGCCGGAGUAUGUCGGUGUAAAGGUGGAAACCGGCUCUGCCUCUACGAUUGUUGUCACAGCAGAGGGAGGUUCCAACAAGGCUGUGGUGCAGGUAGCGCCAUUCAGGAUUGAUUUCCAACAUGGAGAAAAGGUCGUCGUUUCGGCUAACGCAAUGGGAUUGAUGAGAUUCGAGCACUUGCGGCGGAAGGAAAUUGCUCAAGCAGCACCAUCCGAAAAUGAACAGGAAGGAGAUGAAAACCAAGCUCAAGAAGUGAAAGAAGAUCCUGGUGCAUGGGAGGAAAAUUUCAAAAGUCAUCAUGAUUCCAAACCAAAUGGCCCAGAGGCGCUGUCAAUGGAUUUCAGUUUCCCACAAGGAAAGGUGUUGUUCGGAAUUCCAGAGCAUGCUGAUUCCUUCGUCCUUAAGCACACUGCCGGUGGAAAGACUGAUCCUUAUCGUUUGUACAAUCUGGAUGUGUUCGAAUAUGAGCUAGACAACGGAAUGGCCCUCUACGGAGCAGUUCCCGUCAUCUACGGAGCGGGCCCCAGCGUUACUGCCGGAGUGUACUGGCAGAAUGCAGCUGAGACAUGGGUGGAUAUUUUCUCUCCCGACCAAGAGAAGAACGUGAUGUCUUCAAUUGUGAACUUUGUUUCGCGAUCAAACCAGGAUGAAACGCCGGCGGCCAAUUUCAUCUCUGAAAGUGGCAUUGUCGACGUGUUUGUGCUUGUGGGGCCUUCUCCUUUGGAUGCUUUCCGUCAAUUUACGGACCUAACUGGAAAAGCUCCCCUGCCCCAAAUGUAUGCCAUUGCGUAUCACCAGUGCCGAUGGAACUAUAAUGACGAACAGGAUGUUACGACCGUCUCCGCCAAGUUCGAUGAGCACGACAUACCAAUGGACACCAUGUGGUUGGACAUUGAGUACACGGAUUCAAAGAAAUACUUUACAUGGGAUCAUCAUAAAUUUCCUCAUCCGCUUGAAAUGAUUCGCAAUUUGACCGAACGCGGUCGUCAUUUAACGGUUAUUAUCGAUCCUCACAUCAAACGAGAUGGAGGCUACUUCUUCCAUAAUGACUGCACUGAUCGUGGCUACUACGUGAAAAAUAAAGACGGAAACGAUUAUGAAGGAUGGUGCUGGCCCGGAGCAGCCAGUUAUGCCGAUUUUUUCAACCCCGAAGUACGGAAGUAUUACGCCGAUCAGUACCUUUUGGAGAAUUUUAGGGAAUCGACGGCAGAAGUAGGUAUUUGGAAUGACAUGAACGAACCUUCGGUGUUCAAUGGACCGGAAGUAACUAUGCUGAAAGACAACGUUCACCACGAAGGAUGGGAACAUCGGGAUGUACAUAACUUGUAUGGUCAUAUGCACAUCAUGGCUACUUACGAAGGGCUUGUUCGGCGAAGUGAAGGUGCUCUACGUCCGUUCAUUUUAACUCGAUCACACUUUGCCGGCAGCCAGCGAUUCGCCGCCGUUUGGACGGGAGAUAAUAUGGCUGAAUGGGGUCACCUGCAGGCAUCAAUAAAAAUGUGUCUCUCACUUUCGGUUUCCGGCAUCAGUUUCUGUGGCGCCGAUGUUGGUGGCUUCUUCGGGAAUCCUGAUGGAGAACUGUUCUACCGUUGGUACCAAACGGGAGCCUUUCAGCCGUUCUUCCGUUCGCAUGCGCACAUCGAUACAAAGCGACGUGAACCUUGGCUGUUUCCCGAGGAUGUCAAGCUGAUUAUUCGGGAUGCCAUCCGGAAGCGGUACCGCUUGCUACCACUCUGGUACACAAUGUUCUAUGAACAUGAACGAUCUGGGCUGCCGAUCAUGCGUCCCUUGCUGGCUCAUUAUCCGACCGACGUGAAAUGCUAUGGCAUAGAUAGCCAAUUUAUGCUUGCCGAUAAGUUGCUGGUUGCUCCAGUGUUGAAAGCAGGCCAGAGCAAAGUCGAUGUUUAUUUCCCUGCUAAAGAUAAUGGCGAGAGUGAUUUAUGGUAUGAUUUGGAUAAUAACCGCAAGUACUCGUCUGCCGGAUUCGAGUCCAUUUCGGUAGACAACUACAAAGUUCCUGUUUUUCAACGUGGAGGUACCGUGGUCCCACGCAAGGAACGCAUAAGACGGGCCGCAACAUUAAUGAAGGAUGAUCCUUAUACUUUGGUCGUGGCUUUGGACAAGAAUGCUGUGGCAAAAGGUACUCUUUAUAUCGAUGAUGAAGCCAGCUUUGAUUAUCGCUCUGGUAAAUAUCUGUACCUCGAGUUUGAAUUCAAAGACAACGUUCUCAGUAGCAAGAAAAUUGACACUACAGCCACUUAUCCAACGAAAAGUUGGUUGGAGCGCGUGGUUUUGGUUGGUUUAGCAAAGACACCAAAAUCCGCCACACUUCAUUUAUCGAGUGGUGAAUCUUCCACACUGGAAGUGUACACAGAGGCUGGUUCAGCCGUUAUCCGUAAACCGGGUGUAUCUAUGCUCGAUGGUUGGUCGAUCAAACUAAACUAUUGAAAUUUACCUAAGUAGAAAUCAAUUUUAAAAUCAUUACGAUGAGAAUUACUUUAUGGGUGAUUCACUCUCAACAUUUUCCAUUUUUAUUUUUUGGGUUUAUGAAGCUCGACUCAUACAAUCUUUGUAAUUUGACUACGUAGAAAGUUUGCAAUCUAAGUUACUAGCUGUUUAGCGUAGCACUGUUUUCAUAACAUUUCAGUCACCCAUAUGAAAUCAAAUUUGCAUUGAACACCAUCCCAAACAAAUGAGCAUUCGAAUUCAAUUGCAGUGCUAAAGUAAUAAAAUGUCUUAAGUGAAGUAAAACUAUA